AUGUCUCGGCGCGACAAUAGUGACCAACAGGUCCAUCUCCUGCAAAGUGACAAUCGACUGUCUACGGAUUCCGACUCAAAUUCUGAUACCACAUCUAGCGACGACACCACAUGCGAACCAGGACCAUCCUCAACUGCCAGAGCAACCACUACUGGCGCCCGUGGCACCGCCAACCGUCCGAAUAAAGCUUCUGAUCUUAACACGAAACGCCACGAUCGCGAUAACAAUACUAAAACCGACAGCGAGUGGCUAGAGUUGGACAAUAUGGAUCCCAAUGACCCUCGUCGUCCAAAUUUCCACCGCGGGAAGUCCGGGACACCUCUCCUUCACAAGGAAGAGGAUCCAGAGCGCGGUCGUGCUAGUUACUCACCUCCUCAUGGCAAAGGGGGAAGAUCUGGUCGGGAUUCAAGGGGGUCGAGCGACGAUGAUUCCCCUUAUCAUUCAAGGGAGGUGAUGGGACGACCGAGCCUUAGUCGAAGAUCCACGAUGCGAAGCAGAAGCCCUCAAACCGCUGCAGAAGCUGCUGAAGACUCGACCAAGAAGAGAUAUACGUAUGCAGCAUUUUUCCUCGCCAUCAGCUUGGUGUCAUUCUGCGUACAGACGGAGUUAAGCUCAUACAUACAAAAUGAUCUCGGCUGGGGCAAGGCUUAUUGUAUGAUGUACUUCACCCACGGUUCCUGGGUUGUAUUAUGGCCAAUUCAACUCCUGAUUCUGCGCUAUCAGAAGCGCGACGUGCCUUGGCCCGUUUUCUGGAAGCGACACAAGCAACAAUUGCGCACCACCGCUAUCAUGAUCGAGAAGCAGACCCUGGACGUGUUCCACCUAUCUAUUCAACACCGCGCGCGGCCUGUUCGCUAUUUUGUCCGUUUUACCGUCAUAAUCACUUGCGCUUUAACCGUGGCCGGGCUGAGCUGGUACGUUGCUGUUGCUUUGACGACACCUUCGGAUCUGACGGCUAUCUACAACUGUUCCGCCUUCUUCGCAUAUGUUUUUUCUGUUCCGUUGCUUCAUGAGCCUCUACGCCUUGACAAGUCGAUUGCUGUUCUUAUCGCCAUUGCUGGUGUUCUUGUCGUCGCGUAUGGUGAUACAGAGGAGGAUACUGAGAGCGUCGAGGCUGAAAACCGCUUCCUUGGAAAUCUCGUUAUUGGAAUUGGUUCUGUUCUGUAUGGCCUCUAUGAGGUCCUGUAUAAGCGCUACGCUUGUCCACCUGAGGGCUGCUCGCCUGGCCGGGGCAUGAUCUUUGCCAACACGUUUGGCUCUUUGAUCGGCCUUUUCACUCUCACAGUCCUUUGGAUUCCACUUCCCAUCCUGGACUUCUUCAACAUUGAAAAGUUUGAGAUACCCGCUACCUCGACAUGCUGGCUCAUUCUCCUUGCGGUGCUCGCCAACGCCACUUUCAGCGGUUCAUUCCUCGUUCUCAUCUCCUUGACUUCACCUGUCCUGUCAUCGGUGGCUGCGCUGCUCACAAUUUUCCUCGUUGCUAUUGUGGACUGGAUGAUCACCGGCAAGCCCUUGAGUUUCGCAGCCAUUGCUGGUGGCUCGAUGAUCAUUGUCGCCUUCCUGGGCUUGACUUGGAGCACGUAUCGCGAGAUGAAGGAACAUGCAGUUAUGGAACCUGUCGCGGACUUUUCAGACAGCGAUAAAGACGGCGACAUCGACAGUGAUGACGACUAG
Messenger RNA from Fusarium sp. VM40, 1674 nucleotides. The record is from the annotation of a GenBank genome assembly. NCBI's taxonomy places the organism in Eukaryota, Fungi, Ascomycota, Sordariomycetes, Hypocreales, Nectriaceae.